Molecule: messenger RNA, 1801 nt
Organism: Vigna angularis (adzuki bean)
Lineage: Eukaryota; Viridiplantae; Streptophyta; Magnoliopsida; Fabales; Fabaceae
Product: gamma-tubulin complex component 3-like
Exons: 6
Coding region: 659-1243 (194 amino acids)
Biological process (GO): cytoplasmic microtubule organization; meiotic cell cycle; microtubule nucleation
Cellular component (GO): gamma-tubulin complex; centrosome; spindle pole
Molecular function (GO): microtubule minus-end binding; gamma-tubulin binding
Source: RefSeq, a predicted model, not a curated record
UUCCAGCUGUUUUUUUCAUUUGCGAUUUCAAUUCUUAUUUUCAUCCUCCGUAACUUCUCUUUGCAUCUCAAAGAAUUCUCUUUGCGUCCCAAUUCGGUGGAGAAGGAAGCUUCAAGCUUCACCCUUAAUCGCAAAGUAUCGUGCACUACUAGCUUCGAGGCGUUCUGGUUCUGCUAUUGUAACAUUUUCCCAAAACCUAACUUCGAGUAGUUAUAACCAUCAUCCGGAAACCCUAGCUCCAGAAUUUCCUUCCUGACGUCCUAGUCGUCGUCGUAGUCACCGGUAACUCCAUCAUAGUCGUCAUAGUCACUGGUAGCAUCGUCGGCGUCUUCAGCGUCGGGGAAGGAAACGGGGUUGUUGUCGAUGCGGACGAAGACGCGGUCGGAUUGGGAAAAAGAAGAGUCAGAGGAGUCGCGAGCGAUGAGUUGGAAAGUGGUAGAUUUCUUCUUGUCGAUGAACUUCUUCCUCCCUCCCAUUCUGCCUUCCAAUUGUUCGACAAAAGGAUAGACUAACAAUUACAAAGUGUGUCAGUGUUUCGGUAACGGUUGGGCGGCAGUGUUUGUUGUGUUUCUCACAGUGCAGCUCUCAACCUUUGGGUGUUAAUUGCGAUUUGAAAAUUAGAACAAUGGUGAGACAUUGUUCCCGCUGAUGCAAAGCCAUGGUUGAUUGCUUAAUGCUCAAAACCAAACCCUCAUCUGAAGUCCAGAAGUGGUCUGUUACUGAAGCAAAUAAGGGACUUUCAGAAAUUCAAGGUCUACUUGAGUUGUCAAUUCAGAAGUCUUCUUGUGAACAAGAUUCUCACAAGGAUAUGUUGUUUGUGUAUAUGAAAGGACAUGGGAAAUUUCCUCUUUCUGCAUCUGCUAUAGGGGUUCGUUCUUUUGAUUUCUUAGGGCUGGGUUACCAUGUGCACUGGCCACUCAGUGUUGUUUUAACACCUGCCGCAUUGAAAAUAUAUGCUGAUAUAUUCAGCUUUUUGAUAGAAGUGAAGCUUGCCAUUUUUUCAUUGACAGAUGUCUGGUGCUCAUUAAAGGAUUUGAUGGACGCAACCAACAAAGAUAAAAAUUAUGAACUACAACUUGAGGCAGGGCAUCUUAAUAUAUUGAUGAAGAUGAGGCACCAGAUAAACCAUUUUGUAUCUACUCUGCAGCAAUAUGUUGAGUCACAAUUAUCUCAUGUAUCAUGGUGCAGGUUUCUUCAUUCCCUUGAACAUAAGGAUUUUGGAGUACAAAGGUGUAAAUGUUGAAGGAGAACUUGUCCAAGCCAUUCAAGCUGUUGGCUCGGAAAUUGGAGAUACUACCUUUCGUCAGAUGAGAUUCAUUAUUAGAGGACGAGUUCUCAUUCAUAAAGAUGAUGACCAUCCUGAUGAAGAUGAAGAUGAUGACAUCGAUACUCAUAUGGCAGAACCAGUUAGUGUUGCUGCUCCUUCUGAUGCUGGUCCAUCUACCAUGCCCUCAUCCUCCUCACUCUCCAUGGAAGAACAUUUUGCUAGAUUAUCUAAGCAAUUAGAGGAUAUGAGUCUAGCACAAAGAACACAUUUUGAGGAGAUUUAUGAGUGGCAACAAUCUAUUGAUGAGUACAUGGUUGAUCAAUUUCUUGAUCUUGAUGUUCACCUAUCUAACAUCGAGAAUCAUCUCAACCUUCAACCUCUAGAAAGAUCUCCUAGUCCUGAGUUUUAGAUGUAGGUUCUAUGUUAGCAUGUUUUGUUGUUUGCUUGCUAUUUCAUCUAUGUUAUAAUUCUGUCUUUUAUGUUUCUUCUUAUAAUGUAAUCCUUCUUUUCAUAAAUAAAAUGAUCUCUUGAUUA